AUGGGUGAUGUUGAGAAAGGCAAGAAGAUCUUUGUUCAGAAGUAUGCCCAGUACCACACUGUGGAAAAGGGAGGCAAGCACAAGACUAGACCAAAUCUCCAUGGUCUGUUUGGACGGAAGACCGGUCAGGCUGCUGGAUUCUCUUACACAGAUGCCAACAAAAACAAAGGCAUCACCUGGGGAGAAGACACACUGAUGGAGUAUCUGGAGAAUCCCAAAAAGUACAUCCCUGGAACAAAAAUGAUCUUAGCUGGCAUCAAGAAGAAAGGAGGAAGAGCAGACCUAAUAGCUUAUCUUUAAAAAGCUACUAAUGAGUAAUGGCCUCUGCCUUAUUUAUUAUAAAACAGAAAUGUCACAUGGCUUUUAAUGUGUACCAUAAUUUUACUGAUUUCAUACACCACAAUUCAGAUCAUGAAUGACUAACAGAG
Molecule: messenger RNA, 428 nt
Organism: Jaculus jaculus (lesser Egyptian jerboa)
Lineage: Eukaryota; Metazoa; Chordata; Mammalia; Rodentia; Dipodidae
Product: cytochrome c, somatic-like
Exons: 1
Coding region: 1-300 (99 amino acids)
Biological process (GO): mitochondrial electron transport, ubiquinol to cytochrome c; mitochondrial electron transport, cytochrome c to oxygen
Cellular component (GO): mitochondrial intermembrane space
Molecular function (GO): heme binding; electron transfer activity
Source: RefSeq, a predicted model, not a curated record